Molecule: messenger RNA, 1962 nt
Organism: Rhodamnia argentea
Lineage: Eukaryota; Viridiplantae; Streptophyta; Magnoliopsida; Myrtales; Myrtaceae
Product: zinc finger CCCH domain-containing protein 39
Exons: 2
Coding region: 637-1653 (338 amino acids)
Molecular function (GO): mRNA binding; metal ion binding
Source: RefSeq, a predicted model, not a curated record
GGUUUUAGAGCAACCGCCGGUUUCUCUCUCUCUCUCUCUCUUUCUCCUUGGUAGUGGUUGGGUUGGCCUUUGUUGCUGUCGCGCGACUAGGGUUUUACGCAAUCCUUUCCUUUGUCAGUUCGGGUUUUGUGCGCGUUCGCGAGGCGGCUAGGGUUUGACUCUUGUUCCCUGGCCUCCCCCAUAAAUUUUUCCUCCAAUUCAUUUUUGUCUUGUACAGCCUCCGACCUCGCAUUGUGUGACAUCCACGUUCUCAAGGUUGCAACUUAUUUUUUUCCCCUUUCUCUUCUCUCUUGGGAGUUCGAGUUCAAUUUGUGUUCGUUGAUUCUUUGAGAAUUCGCCGGUUUCCACCCAAUUUCUCCUAUAAAAAUUCCGGGGGGUUUUUCUCUCCGGUACACUCUAUCUGUUCGAUCGUUCCGGGAAGACUCAGGUUUGGAAUUCCCUGAAUCUUGGGUGAUUUCUUUCGUCAAUAUCAAUCCGGGUUUUGCUUAUCGCUGAAUACUUGUUCUUCUGUUCUUGCCCCUUUUUGGGUGUCAAAGAUCGUCAUUCUUUUUUGUUCCGGUGUUUAUAUUGAUUUGGCAAAUUGCCAGACUUCAGUAUAGGAAAGCUUUUGGUUUCAGAUAGUUGCGAAAUUCCGCCAUGAAUUUUUCUGAACCCGGACUGCCGCUUAUGCCGGCAAUGCUCCAUUAUGUCAAUGGAGGCGACGCGGUUGCGUAUUGGUCCCAAUUCGAAUUGAGAAGCGAGGAAUUUGAUGUGAAUUCGGAGUUCGAUCAACUGCCUCCUCCCUUAAAGAGACCCAGGAACUUUGAGGACAACCGAUCGAACUCCACGGCCUCAAAUCCGAGGCCUACUCCUCCAGUCAAUAAGGGAACGACCAACAUUUUCUGGAAGACUCGGAUGUGCGCGAAGUUCAAAAUCGGCAUGUGUCGGAACGGCGAGAACUGCAAUUUCGCACAUGGGGUUGAAGAUAUGCGGCAACCUCCGCCCAAUUGGCAAGAGCUUGUCGGCAUGCGCGACGAGGAUAAUAAAUCCUCCGGGAAUUGGGAGGAUGACCAGAAAAUUAUACAUAGGAUGAAGCUAUGCAAGAAGUUCUAUAAUGGGGAGGAGUGUCCUUAUGGGGAUAGAUGCAACUUUCUUCAUGAGGACCCGGCUAAGUUUAGAGAUGAUUCGGGGAGGUUUCGGGAGACCUCAGCGAUAUGCAUCGGAACCACUGGAAUGCCAACGGGGCAAGGAACUGGUUCUAGUCAGUCUGAUGUUAGUCGGCCCAAUGUUGGAGUGGAUGGUAGAGUAACUUCAAAGCCUGUUUACUGGAAAACAAAGUUGUGUACUAAGUGGGAGAUAACAGGUCAAUGUCCUUUUGGUGAGAAAUGUCACUUUGCGCAUGGACUAGCAGAGUUGCAGUCGCCUAGUGGACGAUUUGAAGGAGAGGCGGUGCAAACGGCCUCGGCGGUCACUACAAAUCCUCAACCUCAACUACUUCAUAUCAAUGACGGCACUCCUCUCAUGACAGUGAAUGGUCCUACAUCAACGGAAGAAGCACAGAGCAAGAAGUGCUUACUGAGAUGGAAAGGACACAAGAAGAUCAACCAGAUUUACGGCGACUGGCUUGAUGAUUUGCCGUUAGUGCAAAACUUGCCGAAAAAAGUCGAGAGUUGAUACUACUUCGCCUAGAUCUUGGUGCCGUCAAAAUUCUUUCUUUGCAAGCAUUAGUGUCUGGACUAGACUAGUCUUCUAGUGUGUGGAAAAUGAAUGAUGCGGUCUGUACAUCACAUACUCUGUUUCAGGAAUUUAAUUUGGUGUAUGGUCCAUAGUUUUUCUGUUUCAAACUGUCUUUUCUUUCGUUGGUGAUCAGUUUAGGAUGUGAUAUAGUUCUCGCAAUACAGGUGAUUUGUUCUUAUAUUGGAUUGAUUCGUUGUCAGCUUAUUUAUUGGAUUUCUAAUGGGAAAGCUCAAAUUUUGAUGGUGA